Molecule: messenger RNA, 694 nt
Organism: Anopheles coustani
Lineage: Eukaryota; Metazoa; Arthropoda; Insecta; Diptera; Culicidae
Product: small ribosomal subunit protein uS8A-like
Exons: 1
Coding region: 101-493 (130 amino acids)
Biological process (GO): translation
Cellular component (GO): ribosome; cytosolic small ribosomal subunit
Molecular function (GO): structural constituent of ribosome
Source: RefSeq, a predicted model, not a curated record
UCACCUCGGCCAUCCCUCUUUCUUUUGCGAACUAAUCUUCGCCGACGAACAUCGUGUUUUCGCGUGUUUUCCAAGUGAUUUCUGAAAACAAUCCACAACAAUGGUCCGUGUCAGCGUUUUAGCCGAUACCCUCAAGUGCAUCAACAAUGCCGAAAAGCGAGGCAAGCGCCAGGUGCUGAUCCGCCCCAGCUCGAAGGUCGUGGUCCGGUUCUUGACUGUGAUGAUGAAGCACGGCUACAUCGGAGAGUUCGAGGUUGUCGAUGACCACCGCAGCGGAAAGGUGGUCGUGAACCUGACCGGCCGCCUCAACAAGGCCGGUAUCAUCUCCCCCCGUUUCGACGUGAAGAUGGACGACAUCGAACGCUGGACCAACACGCUGUUGCCGUCGCGCCAGUUCGGAUAUGUAGUGCUCACUACCAGCGGUGGAAUCAUGGAUCACGAAGAGGCCAGACGGAAGCAUCUCGGUGGAAAGAUUCUCGGAUAUUUCUUCUGAGGAGUUAACUUCGUGGGAAAAGACUGCAUCAUCCCGGACUUCCGAGGCUGUAUCCACAACAAUAAAGCGCAUCCACCUUGGGGAAAUUUCGUUAGUGCUUACAGAUGAGCUGUAUAUAAACGAUUUCGUUGGAGCAUCGGAUGUAUUCCUUCACCAGCAAUGGCGAUGAUGCAGUAUACAAUAAACGGGAGAUUCAACUGA